AUGCGGCGGAUCAAUACAUAAACAAAAUUUUCUGCGGCACAACGAAACGGACGCAAAACGUGCUCGAAAAUGAAACUAUUAACGUACAACUUUCUGACCUCCAAGUGCAUUCGCGGCGUGAAAGUGGGAUAUCCUCUAAAGUUGAAUAUCGUCGAAAAGAAGGAAGUGAAUGCGGAUUUCAACUCGGAAUUCAUUACCCGCAUGCUGCCAAGGCUAGAAUGGAGCGCCAUUAGUGCGGCGGCAACGAAUAUCGGUUCCGACAUUCCCAGUGCCAUGCCGGCCGACAUCCAGAACGAUAUGGAAACGCUGCAGAAGCUGCACCACAUCCUGCUCGAGGUGGACGUGGUCGAGGGUACGCUGGAGUGUCCGGAAACGGGGCGCAUUUUCCCGAUCAACAACGGCAUCCCGAACAUGCUGCUGAACGAGGAUGAAGUUUAGUGUGGGUGCGUGGGUGCAGAUGUGCCCGCAUUUUGAAGGCAUUUUAUUGAAACACUCGUCUUUGUUAUGUGGUAUUGUGUAAGUUAAAGUAAUAAUAUAAAGCAUAUAAUAAUCAACCUUCAAAACACUUCCCAUCGUAUUGUUCGCAAACCGUUUAUUGUUCAUUAUCGUAUGAAGUCUGAGUGUGUAUGUAUCGUCGAACAGCAUUUCUGCCUGUUCGACAAACAUCCAAACGCUUUGGAAGAAAGGUGUAAUAUUAAUGGUUUUUUUUCUCCUAUGAUUACAAAUAUGGUAAUGCUAAUUAACACGCUCAUGCAGUGGAUGCGUAGAAAAGGACGAAUUGGUUUUGCAGUUACAUUGUUUGCAGUAAGGUACACAGGGGUUUUGUUUUUACACCACCAAUUUGUUCGUAUCUCAAAUACCAAACUAAACAAAACCAAAAAUAAGUGAAAUCGUUACAGAAUCUACAGAAAUCUAUUGAAGGUCCAUUUAAAACUCUUUCCCCGUUAAACAAAAAUCAACAAACAUGUAUAAUUAUCGAUAAACUUAAAAACUAGAUAAAAUAUGGUAUAAAAACUUAAAUUCUAAGGAAAAACAUAGAUUCUUGCUCUGAUCUUUGGUGGAAUUUACGGCACUGUCGUCCAAAAUAUCAAAAGUACAUAAUUGUUACGUUAACCUAAACGGCAUAAUAAGAAACCCGCAAACUUUUAAUUUACACUGAUUAACCCAACGCAAGAUGUGUUGGCAUUUUCGGGGCUAAUUAGAGCAUUCUACCAUUUUACACUGGAUCUAUCAUGUAUCGCAUACAUAUGUAGGCACAAAGUAACGUGCUAUCUUGAAAAGUGAGAUUGCCUCAUUCCUCAUUACUACGCCUUCCCUUCGGUACUUGUCUUCGGAAACGUGCGGGGAAUUUAGUCUAUGCAAACAACAACUUCAUUAAUCCAUU
Messenger RNA from Anopheles merus, 1384 nucleotides. It is a transcript of the gene Trmt112, whose product is annotated as multifunctional methyltransferase subunit TRM112-like protein. Gene Ontology annotation, biological process: rRNA (guanine-N7)-methylation; tRNA methylation; peptidyl-glutamine methylation. Gene Ontology annotation, molecular function: protein heterodimerization activity. NCBI's taxonomy places the organism in Eukaryota, Metazoa, Arthropoda, Insecta, Diptera, Culicidae. The record is from RefSeq and is a predicted model, not a curated record. Bases 70 to 438 code for a protein of 122 amino acids. The transcript has 3 exons.